Bathycoccus prasinos is the source of this 300-nucleotide messenger RNA. RefSeq lists its product with no specific name. The transcript has a single exon. The coding region runs from base 1 to 300 and encodes 99 amino acids. Lineage: Eukaryota; Viridiplantae; Chlorophyta; Mamiellophyceae; Mamiellales; Bathycoccaceae. Gene Ontology annotation, molecular function: 2 iron, 2 sulfur cluster binding; electron transfer activity. Gene Ontology annotation, biological process: electron transport chain. The record is from RefSeq and is a predicted model, not a curated record.
AUGACCAUCAUGAACUUCACGGUCACUUUGGAAACCCCGGAAGGCGCCCAAAAGAUUGAAUGCGCGGACGACACCUACGUUCUCGACGCGGCUGAAGAAGCUGGCAUUGACUUGCCGUACUCCUGCAGAGCGGGCGCGUGCUCUUCGUGCGCGGGUAAGGUUGUCGCGGGUACCAUCGACCAAUCCGACCAAUCCUUCUUGGACGACGACCAAACCGGUAACGGCUUUGUGUUGACUUGCGUUGCGUACCCGACCUCGGACUGCACCAUCAAGACGCACAUGGAAGAAGAACUCUAUUAA